Messenger RNA from Cololabis saira (Pacific saury), 1752 nucleotides. It is a transcript of the gene fosab, whose product is annotated as v-fos FBJ murine osteosarcoma viral oncogene homolog Ab. Gene Ontology annotation, molecular function: DNA-binding transcription factor activity, RNA polymerase II-specific; RNA polymerase II cis-regulatory region sequence-specific DNA binding. The transcript is spliced from 4 exons. Gene Ontology annotation, biological process: regulation of transcription by RNA polymerase II. The record is from RefSeq and is a predicted model, not a curated record. Gene Ontology annotation, cellular component: nucleus. The coding region runs from base 150 to 1271 and encodes 373 amino acids. NCBI's taxonomy places the organism in Eukaryota, Metazoa, Chordata, Actinopteri, Beloniformes, Belonidae.
GAAGCAACGAAAGGACCUACUUAAACACACCGGGAACCGCGCCUCGAGAGUUUUCCCACGAAACCACUAAAGGGAUUUCCUCAAAUUUAUUUUGUAUUCUUCCCUUAGUAGAGUUUGUUUGGAUCUUCCUUUUUUGUUCUUUGGGAACGAUGAUGUUUACCGCUUUCAACACGGAGUGCGAUUCCUCCUCCCGCUGCAGCACUGCUUCCCCGUCCGGGGACAAUGUGGGAUAUUACCCCUCACCAGCGGGAUCUUAUUCCAGCAUGGGAUCUCCCCAAUCCCAGGAUUUCACUGAUCUGACAGCUGCAAGUGCCUCCUUCAUCCCCACCGUCACAGCUAUUUCAUCAAGCCCAACUCUGCAGUGGAUGGUCCAGCCAGUGAUCUCUUCAGUGGCCCCGUCUCACAGAGCUCACCCCUACAGCUCAAGCCCCAGCCCUGCCUAUCCAUCCAUGAAGACUUCAGCAUCCAGGGCUUCCAGCUCUAAGAGGGGCAGAGUGGAUCAGGUUAAUAAUGAGGAGGAAGAAAAAAGAAGAGUUCGCAGAGAAAGAAACAAGCAGGCAGCAGCUAAAUGCCGCAACAGGAGGCGAGAGCUUACAGACACCCUGCAAGCUGAAACGGAUUUGCUGGAGGAUGAGAAAUCAGGCCUGCAGAAUGACAUUGCCAACCUGAUGAAGGAGAAGGAAAGGCUGGAGUUCAUUCUGGCUGCCCACCAACCCAUCUGCAAAAUCCCCUCAGAGCUGGAGAUGGACUUCCCCAUGUCUUCAAUCUCUCCUACCCACCCCUGUCUCACCACCGCUGUGUCCUCCCAUCCAGUGACAUCCAGUAUUACUUCAAGCCAGCCAAUAUUCACUACAGCCUCCAACUCUAUCUUCUCCAGCAGCAGCUCUGCCCUCUCCACUGCCACCGUCUCCAGUAGCACAGUUAAGAUGACAGACCUGGAGUCUUCCAUCCUGGAGGAGUCCCUGGACCUGUUGGCAAAGGCAGAAAUGAAGACAGCGCAGUCAGUGCCAGAGGUCGACAUGCCCAGCUCACUUUACACCGGUCAAGACUGGGAGCCCCUUCAUGCCACAACUAGUAAUAAUGACUUUGAGCCGCUCUGCACACCUGUUGUGACUUGCACUCCGGCCUGCACAACCUACACGUCUUCGAUGGUGUUUACCUUCCCAGAGGCUGAUACCUUCCCCACUUGUGGCGUCGCACACAGGAGGGGAAGCAACAGCAAUGAUCAGUCCUCUGACUCCCUGAGCUCACCAACCCUGCUGGCCCUUUAAAGACAAUAAUUCUUCCUAUCAGGCACAUUCUCACGACUUGAGAUAGAUGUGCAGAUCACAGGGCUAUGGGGCAGACUUGUAACACAAAGUAACUUAUAUUAUAAUUCAUCUGCCUUUAUUUAUACUUGCCUAUUACACCAAUGUAGCAAGUUAAAAAGCAUGUUUUAACUACUACCACCUAGUCUUUCUAUAAGUUCCUAUAUGAUUUCAUGGUGCUAGAUAACAAAACAUAUUGUGUAUGUAUAUGUGUUCAGAGCAAUAGCUAUAAUUUGAUCUGGUUUGUUUUCUGGUUAGUUGAAUGUGAGAAUAAUCGUGAACUUUUAAAACUGGUGUGUUUUGUCUUAACCCUGGUCUGAGUGGUCUAUAUGAGUAUGAUGUUUUCUGUGAAAACAUUAGUGUAUUUAAUUUAUGAAAUUUCAAUUUAUUUUUUUUACAAAGUAAAGACGAAUGUUAUGUAAAUAAAAGAUAAUAUUUAAAUCCA